Zea mays is the source of this 684-nucleotide messenger RNA. RefSeq names its product homeotic protein knotted-1. Gene Ontology annotation, molecular function: DNA binding. Bases 1 to 684 code for a protein of 227 amino acids. NCBI's taxonomy places the organism in Eukaryota, Viridiplantae, Streptophyta, Magnoliopsida, Poales, Poaceae. Gene Ontology annotation, cellular component: nucleus. The transcript has 2 exons. The record is from RefSeq and is a predicted model, not a curated record.
AUGCUCCGCCUAGAGAUCUUCAAGUGCCUUCUUCGUCGCCUCCACCGCUUGGGGCCCCGGUGCCGCCUGCGCCGCCUGGAACCCUCCUCGUCGUCUCCCUACGGAGGCGACAUCGAGGCCAUCAAGGCUAAGAUCAUCUCGCACCCACACUACUACUCGCUCCUCGCUGCCUACCUCGAGUACAACAAGGUGGGGGCACCACCGGAGGUGUCGGCGAGGCUGACGGAGAUAGCGCAGGAGGUGGAGACACGACAGCACAUGGCGCUCGGCGGCCUGGCCGCUACGACGGAGCCGGAGCUGGACCAAUUCAUGGAGGCGUACCACGAGAUGCUGGUGAAGUUCAGGGAGGAGCUGACGAGGCCGCUGCAGGAGGCGAUGGAGUUCAUGCGAAGGGUGGAGUCGCAGCUCAACUCGCUUUCCAUCUCUGGAAGGUCGCUGUGCAACAUCCUUUCAUCUGGGCACUGGCAGAAGAGCGCCACCCCCACGAACAUCUCGCAGAGGUGGGCGAAGAUGGAGAAUAUUGUCAAUAACUUCAAGGGUGGCUUCCAGAUUCGAACCUUCCGUGGUUCCGGCUUCGGCCUCAGCAGCUUCGGCGUCGCCGGUUUCAGCUUCGGUGGUUUCCACUCUGGAAGCUUCGGCGGUGGCGCCUUCGCCUUCAGCGGUCUCGGCAAAAACAAUUUUUGA